Molecule: messenger RNA, 1122 nt
Organism: Torulaspora globosa
Lineage: Eukaryota; Fungi; Ascomycota; Saccharomycetes; Saccharomycetales; Saccharomycetaceae
Gene: MRPL3
Product: mitochondrial 54S ribosomal protein mL44
Exons: 1
Coding region: 1-1122 (373 amino acids)
Biological process (GO): rRNA processing; primary miRNA processing; regulation of gene expression
Cellular component (GO): nucleus
Molecular function (GO): double-stranded RNA binding; ribonuclease III activity
Source: RefSeq, a predicted model, not a curated record
AUGGAAAUGUCUCAAUUGUAUCGGGUGGUCAGGUCAUUUAGAUGUACUGCUCUAUCAAAUGGUACAUUCAAAUUACAGCCUUCAAUUACAAGAAGAUUGAUACAAUCAUGCAGGUCCCUCAGGCAGGAGCAGCAGGUUCUGAGCGAUUCCGCGCAGCUUGAUCAAUACAGGGAAUAUUACAGGGACUUAAAAGAUAUAAUCAAUGAUGUUCCAGAGGACAUAGCGAACAGAUCGCCAGCAUUGGUGACCCUUCAUAAAAGACUAGCGUUGCCCAGGGAGUUCCCUCUAUCAGUUCUCGCGAGAUGCCUGACCUGCCGUUCAUCGCAAUUGCCAGGAGACAUAAACGAUCCACGCUCAGGGAUUGCAUUUACGAGUACUGUCCCUACUAAUAACUUCUUUGAUAAUCACGGUUUGAACAUCUUCGGGAAAAACUUACUGACUUAUCACGUCACACAGCGGUUGAUGGCCAGAUACCCCAGGUUACCCACUGUUAUACUGAAUGCCGCAGUUGACGCCUACAUAUCGCAGGAUGUGUUGGCAAGCGUCGCCAGAUCAUGGGGCAUUGAAACGGAGACAACCUCGGUGGUGGAUAGAUAUCUAAAGAAGGAACCGAUACAGAUAACGUUAGGGAAAUUAAGGUUCUUUAACAAUAGCUUGAGCAAACAUGAUGGUGUUCAAUUGAUAACCUCUCAAAACUUCUCUGAGAAUGCCGCAUAUGCUUUAGCAACAAGAAGUGUAAUAGGUGCUCUUUGGGCCUGUACACAGGAGACACAACCUGAACUGUCAGGCAAAUUUAUCGAUGAACAUAUUCUGAGCAGGCAUCUUGACGUCACAAGACUGUUCCAAUUCGAGCAACCUACUAGAGAGCUGGCCGCUUUAUGUCGUCGGGAAGGAUUGCAUAAACCAGUGUCCAAGCUGCUCGCCGAAUCAGGCAGAUUGUCUAAGGCCCCGGUCUUUAUAGUGGGCGUAUUCUCCGGAUCUGAAAAGUUGGGCGAAGGUUUUGGCUCCUCUCUUAAAGAGGCCAAGGCAAGAGCAGCCACGGAUGCAUUGAUGAAGUGGUACUGUUACGAGCCAAUGGAGAAUCAAGCUCCAGUAAUCGAUCAUGGUGCAGUCAUUGUGUGA